This is a messenger RNA of Chanos chanos (milkfish), 1597 nucleotides long. RefSeq names its product zinc finger protein 692 (gene znf692). Gene Ontology annotation, molecular function: DNA-binding transcription factor activity, RNA polymerase II-specific; RNA polymerase II cis-regulatory region sequence-specific DNA binding. The transcript has 11 exons. The coding region runs from base 1 to 1491 and encodes 496 amino acids. Gene Ontology annotation, biological process: regulation of transcription by RNA polymerase II. Lineage: Eukaryota; Metazoa; Chordata; Actinopteri; Gonorynchiformes; Chanidae. Gene Ontology annotation, cellular component: PcG protein complex; chromatin; transcription regulator complex. The record is from RefSeq and is a predicted model, not a curated record.
AUGACAUCCUCCAAAGAAGCCCUCCGCAGACAGCGUCGGAGGGAGCUGGAUGCACGCAGGAGUAAGUCUCGUGUGCGUUUGGGUUCGUGCCUUCAGACCUGGGGACUGUUAAAGGACAAACUGGGAUUUUCUCUCCACUCUGAACUGGCCCAGUACCUUCUUGAGAGUUACUUUUCCAAAAUGUGUGCUGGAUGUUCAGGAAAAGGAGAAAAAACAGCACUGUUGACAACAGCUGAAUCCCUUCAUCAACUGAUCCUGUCAGUUCACAAUCAUGGUCAACAGUGCUCUUUCCCCCCAACUCUACAGCCUGGACCCCACACAGUCCAGAUAAUGGACUCCCAGACUCAAACGGGGCCGACCGACCCCACGCGCCACGCAGAGACAGAACCGUGCCUUAUCUACAGCUGUGAAGGUGGACAUCUUUUCUCGUGGUUCCCCGCUCAGAGAGACGGCGAAGAGGAGAGAGAAGAAAAUAAAAAUACAGGGGACGCUACUCGCUCAGGGCCUAAACGACCGAGAGAGAAAGAGAGAGAGCUGAAGAGGGAGAGCGUCGGAGAAGAGGCCAGCUGUACCGUUAGGACCAGAGGUUGCGUUGAAGCACACCCUGUGGCGUUGUGCCAGAAAAGAGCAAGUCAGAGAGCUGAGGCGAGGGGUGAGACACCAGCUGUCACUGUCCAAAACACUACAGACUCAGGAAAGGACAAACUUUCAGAUAAGACAUCUGUGAAGGAGAGGGAAUCUGAAAACGAAACUGCAGCACUGUCAGCCCACACAGUUCAGCCAUCAGGGAAAUGCAGCAGUAAAAGAACAGUACCACAAAUGUCCUCUAGAGGGACCAAGAGGAGUGCAGAUGAAGGUGGGAGAACCUCAGGGGACACAAGGACAGGAGGGAGAGGAAAUAACAGACAGCUGAUACCAAAUGAUGAUGCUUCUCAGAUUGGUGGCAAACGGAAAAGGAAAGCAACACCAAAAGAAAUUCUACCUUGCGAGUUUGAUGGGUGUGGGAAGAUCUUCUCCAGUCGUCAGUACCUUAAUCAUCACAUGAAGUACCAGCACUUCCAGCAGAAAACGUUUACUUGCUCUCACCCGUCCUGUGGGAAGUCGUUCAACUUCAAGAAACAUCUAAAGGAACACGAGAAGCUACACAGUAAUCAGAGGGAUUAUAUCUGUGAAUACUGUGCCCGGGCGUUCCGAACCAGCAGCAAUUUGAUCAUCCACCGCAGGAUCCAUACUGGAGAGAAGCCACUGCAGUGCGAGGUGUGUGGCUUUACCUGCCGACAGAAGGCGUCUCUUAACUGGCACAUGCGAAAGCACAACGCGGAGAGCAGCUACCAGUUUCCCUGCGAGAUCUGCGGCCGUCGCUUCGAGAAAAGAGACAACGUGACUGCACAUCGCAGCAAGAGUCACCCAGACCAUCCCGGCUCUACGGAACUGAGUCCUUCCCCACUCACGACCCCUCCUGACCCUACCGUAGACCCCCCCCUAAAAUAAAUAGAGAUUCCCUCAGCGCUUCCGUUUACAUCAGCAGUUGUUGUUAUUAAACACACGGUGGUGUAUACUACCUGUGUUUACAUUCUUUUAGACAACAAACAGCAGA